Molecule: messenger RNA, 3441 nt
Organism: Anguilla anguilla (European eel)
Lineage: Eukaryota; Metazoa; Chordata; Actinopteri; Anguilliformes; Anguillidae
Product: band 3 anion exchange protein-like
Exons: 18
Coding region: 133-2646 (837 amino acids)
Biological process (GO): monoatomic anion transport; regulation of intracellular pH; bicarbonate transport
Cellular component (GO): plasma membrane; basolateral plasma membrane
Molecular function (GO): monoatomic anion transmembrane transporter activity; bicarbonate transmembrane transporter activity; solute:inorganic anion antiporter activity
Source: RefSeq, a predicted model, not a curated record
AUUUUUUCACGGCAAGGGGUCAGCCUCUUCUCACUACUGGUCAGGAGGCACCUGGGCGAAGCUGCUCUGAACGUGAACACCAACUCCAACUCUAGAGCAGACUACCAGGCCUACGUGGAGCUGAACGUGCUGAUGAAGGACCAGAACCAGCAGGGCUACUGGCAGGAGGCUGGGCGAUGGGCGGGGUACGAGGAGAACUACGACCCAGAGGCAGGGGGCUGGGGCCCCUCGCAUAUCUCCUACCUGACCUUUAAGAGCCUGAUCCAGUUGCACAAGACCAUGAGCACAGGUGUGGUGAUGCUGGACCGGGAGGAGCGCACACUGAACAGUAUUGUUGAGAAGGUAGCGGACGAGCUGGUAAACAAGAAUGAGAUCCAGCCAGGUGACCGAGAGGGCCUGCUGAGGUCACUGCUGCAGAGCCGCAGCCAAUCAGACCCAAAAGAGACCCAGGCACUGAGCUCUGGGUUGGAGAUUGAGACUUUCUCCGUUACAGAGAGGAGAGAUGGAUCUGACGUUGUGGAAGCCUCUAUGGUUCUUGCAGGGGCUCUGGACUUCCUGCUGAAGCCCACUGUAGCUUUUGUGAGACUAAAAGAGGCAGUGGUGCUGGAUUCUGCCCUGGAGGUGCCGGCGCCGGUCCGGUUUGUCUUUGUGCUGGUGGGGCCCGGUCAGAGCGGCAUGGACUACCACGAGACAGGGCGUGCCAUGGCAACAUUAAUGGCCGAUAAGGUGUUCAACUCAGCAGCCGUUCACGCCCAGGGGGAGCGCGAGCUGACGGAUGCCAUCGCAGGCUUCAUGGACUGCAGCAUAGUGAUCCCGCCAACCGAGAUUCAGAACGAGUCUAUGCUGAAGCCUAUCAUAGGCUUCCAGAAGAAGCUGCUGCAGGACCGCCUCCACAACACAGAACCCCACCUGAGCCUCAACAUCAAGCCUCGCAGGAUUUCCAAAGCUGACGGGCCACCGCCAGAGGACCCUCUGGCACGCACAGGAAGGCCAUUCGGUGGAAUGUUCAGGGACAUGAAGAGAUACCGUUACUACCUCAGCGACAUCACUGACGCAAUGAACGCCCAAGUCCUGGCUGCUAUCAUCUUCAUCUACUUUGCCGCUCUGUCCCCCGCCAUCACCUUUGGAGGCCUGCUUGCUGACAAGACAGAAAACAUGAUGGGUGUGUCUGAGCUGAUGAUCUCCACUGCUAUCCAGGGCAUCAUCUUUUGCUUCAUUGCUGCCCAACCGGUCCUGGUCAUCGGCUUCUCAGGUCCCCUGCUGGUGUUUGAGGAGGCCUUCUUUGCAUUCUGUAAGUCACAGGGGAUCGAGUACAUCGUGGGCAGAGUGUGGGUGGGUAUCUGGCUGGUGGCCAUCGUAGUGGCUAUCGUUGCCGUUGAAGGAAGCUUCCUCGUCAGGUUCAUCUCACGCUUCACGCAAGAGAUCUUCUCCAUUCUCAUCUCUCUCAUCUUCAUCUACGAGACCUUUGCCAAGCUCAUAAAGAUUUUCAAAGCCCACCCUCUGAUUCUGAACUACGCGCAUCUGAAUGGCACCGUCGAGGAUCCUUUCCACGCUGUUUUUGAACACCAGCACAAUGCUACAGGAAACGUAACCACCCUUGUGCUCCCCGAGCACAGGGCUUACCCCAACACUGCUUUGCUCUCCAUGUGCCUCAUGUUCGGAUGCUUCUUCAUUGCAUUCUUCCUCAGGCAGUUCAAGAAUGGACAGUUUCUGCCUGGCAAAGUCCGUCGCUUGCUCGGAGAUUUUGGUGUACCGAUUGCCAUUUUCGUCAUGGUUGCUGUGGACAUUAACAUUGAUGAUACCUAUACUCAGAAAUUGGUGGUGCCAAAGGGUCUGCAGGUGUCCAACCCAGCUGAAAGGGGUUGGAUCAUCAACCCUCUGGGGAUACAUAAAUCCUUUCCCGUCUGGAUGAUGUUCGCCUGUGUAGUCCCAGCCUUGCUUGUCUUUAUCCUCAUUUUCCUGGAGUCCCAGAUCACCACGCUAAUUGUGAGCAAGCCAGAAAGAAAGAUGGCCAAAGGCUCUGGUUUCCAUUUGGACCUGCUGAUCCUGGUCAGUAUGGGGGGCCUGAGUGCCAUAUUUGGUAUGCCUUGGCUGAGUGCUGCCACAGUGCGUUCUGUCACCCACGCCAACGCCCUCACCGUCAUGAGCAAGGGACCAAAGCCUGAAAUUGAGAAAGUGUUGGAGCAGAGGAUCAGUGGAAUUCUGGUGGCCUUGCUAGUUGGCCUGUCCAUUCUAAUGGAGCCCAUCCUUAAGAUGAUCCCCAUGACUGCUCUGUUUGGGAUCUUCCUCUACAUGGGUAUCACCUCGCUCAAUGGGAUCCAGCUAUGGGACCGCAUUCGGCUGCUAUUCAUCCCCAAGAAAUAUCACCCACAGGAGCCCUAUGCUACCCGGGUGAAGACCAGCCGGAUGCACAUGUUCACUGUAAUCCAAAUAGCGUGCUUGGUGAUGCUGUGGGUGGUGAAAUCCAGCAAAGCCUCCCUCGCCCUGCCCUUUGUCCUCAUCCUCACCAUCCCCUUGCGAAUGUUCAUGACAAGCUACGUCUUCACUGACCUGGAGAUGAAAUGUUUGGAUGCUGAUGAUGCCAAAGUGACAUUUGAGGAGGAACCAGGCCAGGAUGUGUACAACGAGUCCCAGAUGCCAUUGUAGUCCCCUUCUACUCUUCAAAAACACGAGAGCCCUAUCCCAAAUUUGUCCCUCAUGCUAGCACACCAAAACAAAUUAUUUACCAACAUUACCAAUAUAUACAUUUUCAAAUUAGUUUUAAAAUUUCUUGUUUUUGUGUGGUAAACAAUACUUUACAAUUCCACUGCCUUUUAAAUUCCAUUAUAUGAAUUACACAUUUAAAUAUUUAAUAUAUUAUUUUAAUAAUUAGAGAAAAACUUUCUUGUUGUAAAGGCACUUGCCUAUAUACACAUCUACCUAUUCCACUUCCAUUUGCAGUUAUGCCCUCAAAGCUAUACCAAGAUCUUAUCCUGUUUUUCCAAAAUGUAUUAUACUCUAAUUUGCUGUCAGAAUAAUGUGUUAUACUGCUAAAUUAUUUGCUUUAUAUUUUACAGGAAGUCAUUUAAAAAAAAAAUGAAAGUGUAAUUUUAUUUUAUAAAAAGUUUUUGUUUUACUGUGACAGAGCCAUUCCUUUAUAAACAAAUUGUGCUUGAAAAAUAUUUGUGUAUAUUGCCAAAUGACGGACCCUUGAUUUUCCAGGCUUAUACUUUGUGGCCUCUUACUAGUGCCUUACUUCAGUGUGGAAAUAAUGUCAUUGUUAUCAUGCAUUUUUAUGUGAGAUUAUUAUGGAUAACAUAUUUUAUAUUUUAAACCUGAAAUCAAGAAUACAAUAGUACAUCUAAACAUGUUCAAGGGAAGGGAUUAACAGAAGGGUUACAUUGGGUAAUGUCUGUGCCAUUAGUGUGAUCUUUAAGUAUCCAUUAAAGAACUUCAAACAAA